AUGGAUGCUUCUUCUCAAUGUCUCUCAAGUCUUGUGUGUGAAGUAAGCAUCAUAAGAGCCAAAAAUUUUGAGUUCAAGUCUUCAGGAGACUGGUUUGUCAGAUGCUGUCUUCCAACAGGAAACAACACAAGAAGAGUCCAACUCAAUAGCAAAAAAAUCUCAUCCGAAUCUGAUUUGUUUUGGGAUGAAUUCUUUUCGUUAGAGUGCCUAGGAACUGAAGAUGCCAUCAACUCAUUAAGGCAAGGCAGUAUUGUCUUUGAGUUGAGAAGCAUUAAAUCAGUUCUUGAAAGACUUACUGGUGGAUCAAAAAUCAUGGGGAGAGCUGAAAUUCCAUUGGAAAAUGUUUUCGAAUCACCAAACAUUGAAGUCGAGACAUGGGCUAGGAUGAAUUCAAAGAAUCCACGCUUGCAUCAAGAUGUCAAGCCCCCUCAGUGCCGGUUGAGGAGGAGGAGGUGGGAUUAUUCAUGUGGUUGCAAAGAAGGUGGAUGUCAAUCUCUUGAUUAUGACUUGUUUGCACUUGGAUUUGCUCUGGAGGCCUUGUAG
Coffea arabica (coffee) is the source of this 543-nucleotide messenger RNA. The record is from RefSeq and is a predicted model, not a curated record. Lineage: Eukaryota; Viridiplantae; Streptophyta; Magnoliopsida; Gentianales; Rubiaceae.